UAUAUAUUUAUUUUAAUUUUUUAUUUUCAAUUUAAGAGGGUGGGAUAGUCAAGUAAAUAGUAGUAGAUGGUUUUGCGCCAACUCCAAGUAUACAAGUUGAAAAGUUGGGAGUUUAAAUUGACAAACAAGUGGGGGUAGGUGAGGCACGAGGGUUUAAAAGGACUCGGCAUGUUACCUCAACAUGCAGUCAGUGGUAAAACAUUGUCAAAUAAUAAACAAGUAUUUAUUAAAUAAACAUUCAAUCAUAAAAAAAAAAAAUUAAUUUUUUUUUCAAAAAACAUCAAAGAGAAUAAAUCAAAAAACUACUGGAUUUAUUUUUUUUUAAUUUAAGUUUAAGUGAUAUCAAAAUGAAGAGUGUCAAUAUUAUCAGAAUUAUUUUUCCAAUCAGUGUGAUUAUUAUUCUACCAAUAUUCACCAAUGCAUUAACAACAUUUGGAAAAACCAGUUCACAAAAUCAAAAUCAAUCACCACCACCAACACCUGUUGGUAAAGCUCAUGAGUGCAGAACAGAGAAUGAUUGUGGUGCUAUUCAAAAUACAAGUUGUAUUGCUGACCCAGGGGAUGGAAAGACAAAAUGUCUCUGUGGUGAUUAUUCACCACCAGUUAAUGGCCUUUGUACCAACAAAUGGAAGGCUGUUCGAGCACCGUGUAAAGAUCAUGCUGAAUGUGGUGAAGGUGCUCACUGUAUUCAGGGUAACAACACAUCUUCAGGAAAAAAAUGCGCCUGUCUUGAGGGAUAUUACGAAGAAAAUUUAAGAUGCAAUGGGAGUUUUUCUAUGCUCAGGAAUCAACCGACUAUUAUUUUAAUUUUUGCUUUAGUUGUAUUAAAAACUCUGAGCUAUUCUUAAACAAAAUAUAAUUUAAUUAUUAAUAUUAAAAUAGUAAUAAUAAUAAUUAAUUAAUAACCGAGGAUAAUAUCAAGUGAGAAGAUUCAUGGAUAAAUUAAAAAUCACCAAGAAAAACAAUAAAAAAUAAAAUAAUAUAUAUAAACCUUUCAAAAUUUAAUUGUAAUAUUAAUUUUAAAAUUAUAUCGAAAGAUAAAAAAUUAGCUUUAAAAGCAUGUGUAUAAUUAUUUCCAUCAGUAAUAAAUAAAACUUCCAAAAUUGAAUUUUCAAAAUACAAAAAAAAGUCUAUGAAUAAAAAAUAUUAGAAUAAAAAUAAUAUUUAAUUUACAUGUAAUAAAAUAUAAUUUAUAAAUUUUAAUUUUUAUCUUUUUAUGCUUUGUGAUAAUAAUAUUGUUAUCGUAAAAAAAUAUUUCAUUUAUAUCAUAAUAAUAAUCACUGUAUUUUCUAAUAUUUGUAUGUUAAAAAUGUAACGCUAAGUCAUGCACUUGAUGUACAUCAAAUUUUAUUUUAAUUUUAUUAUUUAAUGUACAAAAUAAAUGAAAAAAAAAAAUAAGAAAAAAAACAUACAAUAU
Aphidius gifuensis is the source of this 1417-nucleotide messenger RNA. RefSeq lists its product as uncharacterized. The coding region runs from base 348 to 848 and encodes 166 amino acids. The transcript is spliced from 4 exons. The record is from RefSeq and is a predicted model, not a curated record. Lineage: Eukaryota; Metazoa; Arthropoda; Insecta; Hymenoptera; Braconidae.